Messenger RNA from Drosophila kikkawai, 1907 nucleotides. It is a transcript of the gene hd, whose product is annotated as humpty dumpty. Gene Ontology annotation, biological process: nuclear DNA replication. Gene Ontology annotation, cellular component: nucleus. The record is from RefSeq and is a predicted model, not a curated record. Lineage: Eukaryota; Metazoa; Arthropoda; Insecta; Diptera; Drosophilidae.
AGUGCGCGCCAUUCCAGCUGUUUGGUAAAAGGAAACUUGGAAUUGUUUAAUUAUCCUGUCUGCAAAAAGUGUAUAUAGAUUGUUAAGUGUAAUUGGACAACUGCAGUAAACAGCAUGUCCAGCGAAGGAAGUUUGUCCUCCAAAUGGACGCGCCCCGAUGAUUUUAUAAAGCUCCAGCGGCUUAAACAGAAGAAGAACAAGUUAGCUGCUCGUGUUAGCAACAACAACAACAACAAGCGACCUGAUCUUCAGCUGGAUGAGACUGACAAGAGCAAACUACUGGAGGCCAAGCUGGCCCAAAAGCGAAAGAAUCCCUUUGCCAAGUCCACAGAUGCCGCCAAGAAGCUGCGAGUUGAUCUGGAAGUGUCGGAAAGCGAGCCCGUGGUCACCGCCUCUUCCUGCUUUGUGCGGGAAACCCCGACACGUCCGCCGCCUGCGAAGUUCGCGCUCCAGAAAUAUGACCCCCAAGCCUUUGCCAAACUAUUCCAGCAGCCCCAAGCCAGUGCAGAGGAUGAGGAGGAUGCUGAUUUGGCUGCCCGGCAGAAGCACACUGCCCAUCUGCCCGUGGACUGGUGCCUGAAGACGCGAGCCCGCUUUUUCUGUCCCACAGAGCUGCCCGCCAUCCAGCUAAAGACCUCGCAACUGGCCAGCGGCCUCACCAGCUUCGUUCGCUGCAUGGAUCCGCAGCGAACGGAGAGCACGUUGGACAUCUCGGAUGCCACGCGGUUCAAUCAGUGCACGUAUUACUGGCAGCACCCGCAUCUGCCUUGGCUGACGCUCUUUCCACGCACCGCCAAGGAAAACGUGGGCGUGGUUGUGGGCGAACGGGAGCGCAAGGCUCUGGCCGAGGAGUGGGAUUACAGCUUUCGGGGGCUGUUCCAGCUCUUGCGUGCUCGGCAGUGUCCCUACUUCUACUUGUGCGCCAACACAUUUACCGUGCUAUUCCGAGCUGCAGGAGUGGGUGGUCGGGCGGAGAGCCAUGCUCUGGUCACGCCCUCAACGCGCGGAAUGCGUCAGGCCCUGCGUCAAGAGGGCAUUGAGUUCACCAUGCCGCUGAAGAGCGAGGCAAGCGGAAGCGCGCAAGACAACAGCUUCACCGAGGAGAGCACCAGCAGCUCUUUGCCCCAAGAGACAGCGGAGGACAUCCCGGCGGCACCUGCCCAAGAAGAUGAGGACGAAGACGAGGACUGGCUGGAAAGUUUGGGCGUAGACGAGAGAGAGCUGCGUCGCAUCAAGUCCUCGCAUGCCAGGAAACAGCAGGCUGCCGAGAUGCGCGAAGAUUUCAGCGAUAACUCACUUCUCCUAAUCGAUGGUGUCGAGUGCCAGGGAUUCUUCAGCUACCUUCUGAAUGCCAAGAGUGCCAUCAGUACGGUGGGACGCCUGGCCGGGGUGCCACCCACUCUACUCUCUCCAGUGGCCUUUCCCAAGGCCACCAUGCAGCACUUGGUGCCGCGGUCCAAGAAGGUACGCCUCGACGGCGUCGACUACUUCAGUGUGGACAUCAAGGGUCUGAUCCUACCCACAUUUCUACCCAGUGUGGCGGAGUUGCUCUGCGAGACGCGCCAGAUGUUCAGCUCAACGCUGGCCAGCAGCAUCAACACGCUGGCGUUCAGCAAGGCCACACAGAAGUUGCUCGAGAGCCCGGAAACGCCCCAAUCGGAGGGUGAAGGAGAGGAUGCCGCCGGACAGGUCUUUGGCGAGCAGAAUCUCUCCGAAUGCGGCCUGCUGCCACAGGUCGUGGCCUCAAUUUGUCGCACUGGACAGCACGCGGUCGGUCUUCUAGAGCGAGUUUGUUACCAAAGGGGCGAGGGAUAUGCCUGGAGCUAAGGGUCGAUCCGCUUUUGCUUGGGCAUCGCCCUGUUGCCUUAGUCUUAAUUUGUAUGUUUUGUUACUUGUAAUAAAAUUGU